This is a messenger RNA of Lytechinus variegatus (green sea urchin), 1859 nucleotides long. RefSeq names its product 3-galactosyl-N-acetylglucosaminide 4-alpha-L-fucosyltransferase FUT3-like. The coding region runs from base 209 to 1558 and encodes 449 amino acids. The record is from RefSeq and is a predicted model, not a curated record. Gene Ontology annotation, molecular function: alpha-(1->3)-fucosyltransferase activity. Gene Ontology annotation, cellular component: membrane. The transcript is spliced from 2 exons. Lineage: Eukaryota; Metazoa; Echinodermata; Echinoidea; Temnopleuroida; Toxopneustidae.
GUAUACUAAACCUUUUCAUAAAAUAGAGUGUAGCUAGGUUGUGCGUGUAAAUUUUACGUACACAUAAAUAUGACGUUGGCGUAUAUAUCUGCUCUGCUGCUUAUGUUAUGACUCUCUGUGGUGGAGUAGUAUUGGUACAUCAGUCGCUAUAUUUUUACAAGUCAAGUCGUCUCGAUUGGCCAGUCAGAUACACUAGUGCAUCCGAAAGAUGACUGGUAGACGCACGCAGAGUUUGAUUUAUCAUCCAAGCGUCAUUCCAGCCUCGGUUAUCUUCGUAACUACUUGGAUGAUCUUAGUCUUGGUCAUUGAAUACCAAUACCUUGAUGAUACGGAACAACUAGGUACCCUCGUCAUGAUUGAGGAAGAUGAGAAGUUGAUCAGGAAACGGAAACCAUUUCCUUGUCACCUUUCAGGAACAUGCGAGCUGCAGGAUUAUAUACGAGAUGGACGUCAUUCACGACCAGGUCAGAUAGGUGCUUCUAGAACAUCCUGGAAGAUACCAUUACUCUGGAAAAACAACGGGCCAGUUUCCUACACACAAGGGUGUUAUCGACAGGUGCAUAUAUGGUCAGAAGGUCGUAGGAAUGAGCAAAACUACUCCUGUCCAGGUAUUCCUUGUGGUAUUCGAUUGGUUCAUGGUACUAGUUUAAAAACCAUGCAGGAAAGUGAUGCUGUUCUUUUACAUCAUCAGACAGAAUGGGACUGGGAUAUCAUGUAUUCACAUAGACCUCACAAUCAGAAGUGGAUCUUUUAUUCACUUGAAAGUCCUUUAAACACUGGUUCUUGGGUUAUUCCUCCGUUGGAUAGAUAUUCUAAUACAUAUGAUUAUAUCAUGACUUACCGGAAGGAUUUUUCACAGCUCUACGGGACCUACGGAUUAUAUGAUACAAGUGCUCCGAGUGCUGGCGUAAUAGAAGGAAAAAACUGGGCGUUUGGCAAGACAGAUAAAGUUGUUUGGCUAGCCUCUAAUUGUUUUGAUGAACAUUGGAAGCGAUACGAUUUCGUAUCGUUGCUUUCACAUCACAUCCUAGUAAAAAUCUACGGUAAAUGUGGAGAUACUUCUGCAUGCACCAAAAUAGCCAAUUCUGAUCUUUGCUCUGAAACUCUGCGAAAGUACAAGUUCUAUCUGGCCCUUGAAAACUCACCUUGUAGAUAUUAUAUCUCAGAAAAACUAUGGAAUAACGCUUAUCUAAACGACUUGAUACCGAUUGUAUUUGGUCCACCGCGCAAAGAUUAUGAAGCUGUUGCUCCUCCUAAUUCGUUCAUACAUGUCGAGGAUUUCACAUCCAUCAAAGAUCUCGCGCUUUACCUUCACAAACUUGAUCAGAAUGAUCAUCUUUAUAACCAAUAUUUUGAGUGGAAAACAGAAGGCUUUGUGGUUGCUACCAAAGAAUCGUGGCUAUUACAACCAAGGCAGAUGUGCCAAAUAGUGGAUCGUCUAUUGGUUGAUGAGGAGGCAAAAGAAAAUGAGACAUACCAUUCAAUGAUGUCACUAGAUUGGAAAACAUGGUGGAAAGGUUCUUGUAGGGAUGUUGAUCUUCCGAUUGACGCAGGAUGAAGUGAUUCAGAAACAGUUACCAGUCAACAUGGUCAAGUAGUUAUUGGUAUGACCAACUCAAGGAAGGACGAAGAAGAAUAUAAACGAAUGCAGAUCGAUGAACGUGAGUCCUCCUUUUGAUAGACUUGAUGAAUAUUAAAAUUGGGAUGAGAAUGCCUUGGAAGCCGAAGGAAGAUCGAUGGGUGGAAGACGUAGCACGAAGAGACUGCAUGCACGCACAUAACCGUGAACAGUAGGAAAGCUGGAAAGUUUAUUGAAACUCAAAGCCCUCUUCGGGUAUCAGAGUACAAUGAAAAGUUAC